AUGGGAAAGUUUCAGCAAAGCAAUCUGGGGUCGGUUAUUCUUGACCACCAUCCUACCACCGCUGCUGGCGGAAAUUUCAGGCUAUGGUCAUCAUGCCGUCGCAAAAUCAUUAACACAAUGAGAUGUGGAGGAGGAGGAGGCGGUUAUCGCCACCGUCACACUGCUAAGUCUCCGGUGGUGGAGAAGCCGAAGGAGGAGGAGGAGAAGAGAUCCGAAUGCAGAUCUGAUGUGAUUCAGAACCAGAGGAACCGUAAGAGUAAAAAGUCUGAGAAGCUUUCGGAGCUGCUAAGAAUGUCAGACUCGUGGUCGUCUGAGGAGGAGGAUGUGAAGAAGAAGGUGGAGGUGUUGGAGGAGUUGAAGCGGGUGGUGAAAGGGUUGCAGUGCGGCGGAGACGCGGAGGUUUUGGGUGGCGCAAGGGAAGUGAGAAGGUUAGCCAAGGAAGAUUUAGAUGCCAGAACAACUUUAGCCUUGCUCGGAGCAAUCCCGCCGUUGGUCGCCAUGCUUGAUUCCGACGAUCUCGAUUCCCAAAUCGCCGCCCUCUACGCCCUUCUCAAUCUCGGAAUCGGCAAUGACCCGAACAAAGCUGCCAUUGUUAAAGCAGGAGCAGUACACAAGAUGCUUGAUCUAAUUGAACCUCCAAACGACGGUUUGCCUAACCCCGAUGUCUAUGCUGCAAUCGUUGCAAAUUUUCUUGGGUUAACCGCACUCGAUUCGAACAAAACCAUCAUCGGAUCAUCAGGAGCCAUCUCGUUCUUGAUCAAAAUCCUCAAGAACUCCUCUAAAAGUAACAUCGAUUCACAAGUGGUUCAAGAUUGCUUGCGGGCACUCUACAACUUAUCGAUCUUGCCAUCCAACGUUUCCCCAAUGAUUGAGAUCGAUGAUUUUGUGCCGUUUCUUUUGACCACAUUGGGAGAUAUGGAAGUGAGUGAUAGAAUCCUCUCCAUCUUGAGCAACGUGGUGUCGACCCCUGAGGGUCGGAAGGCGGUGAGCGCUGUUCAUGAUUCGUUUCAAAUCUUGGUAGAUAUUUUAAGUUGGACAGAUUCUCCAAAUUGUCAAGAAAAAGCAACUUACAUUUUGAUGGUGAUGGCUCAUCGAUCAUAUAGAGAUCGACAAGCCAUGAUCGAGUCCGGGGUUACAUCUUCCCUCCUCGAACUAACACUCCUAGGUAGCACCUUAGCGCAAAAGCGAGCUUCUCGGAUUUUGGAGAUUAUAAGGAUCGAUAAAGGGAAACAAGUCUCUGAAACUUUCGGAGGCGGCAGCAUAGGGUCGAACGUUUCGGCGCCCUUAUACGGGUCCGUUGAUCCCAUAUUAACGGACCCCUCAGAGGACGAUAGAAUGAUGAGUGACGAAAAUAAAGCCGUGAAACACUUGGUUCAACAAAGCUUGCAUAGCAACAUGAGGCGGAUCGUGAAGCGAGCGAAUUUGCCGCAAGAUUUCGUACCAUCGGAGCGUUUCAAAUCACUCACAUCUAUGUCCACUUCUAAGAGUUUGCCAUUUUGAGACGAAGAUUACCAUCUCCACGGAAAUAACCGCUCUAUCUUUUGGGUACAACUGCUUUCGAGUGGGAUAUACUGUGUAUUUUGGUAAAGUUGAAGAUGGUAUCAUCAUAAGUGAGUGUUUUUCUACCUCAUUAUUAGAUUAAACAUGUGCUUAAUUAUGUGGUGUCUUUUGUUGUUGUUGUUGGUCUUAGAAUACUACUACAUAUUUGGUAGAAAAAUAGAAUCUUUAGUGUACCAUUUUUGUCUAGUCACUUUGUACCUAUGUUCUCUUAGAUUUCAAGAUGUUACAGGUGUAUUUAUACCUGAACCCCUGAUGUUUUUCAUGGGUUCACGUUUAAUUACACCUAAAACAUCUUGUAACGAGUUAUAGUUUAAAGGAUUUUAGUAAGCUA
Molecule: messenger RNA, 1891 nt
Organism: Cynara cardunculus var. scolymus (artichoke)
Lineage: Eukaryota; Viridiplantae; Streptophyta; Magnoliopsida; Asterales; Asteraceae
Product: U-box domain-containing protein 14-like
Exons: 2
Coding region: 1-1500 (499 amino acids)
Molecular function (GO): protein binding
Source: RefSeq, a predicted model, not a curated record